Molecule: messenger RNA, 8563 nt
Organism: Sorex araneus (European shrew)
Lineage: Eukaryota; Metazoa; Chordata; Mammalia; Eulipotyphla; Soricidae
Gene: KMT2B
Product: lysine methyltransferase 2B
Exons: 36
Coding region: 192-8255 (2687 amino acids)
Biological process (GO): positive regulation of DNA-templated transcription
Cellular component (GO): nucleus; histone methyltransferase complex
Molecular function (GO): histone H3K4 methyltransferase activity; DNA binding; protein binding
Source: RefSeq, a predicted model, not a curated record
GGCCUGGGACUCCCGCUCCCGUGGUGCCCCGCGCGCGGCGGGCGCAGCCCCCGGCUCCCGCCGGCCCCGCGGCGGCGCUGCUUGUUGUCGUGCCCCGCAGCCGCCCCGCCCCUGCUCUCGCUCCCCUCCCCCCGGCCUUGCGCACGGGCCGCCCCUCCCCCCGCCUCCCCGGCCCCUCUCACGGUGCCAAGAUGGCGGCGGCGGCGGGCGGCGGCAGUUGCCCCGGGCCUGGCUCCGCGCGGGGCCGCUUCCCGGGCCGGCCGCGGGGCUCCGGCGGGGGCGGGGGCCGCGGCGGACGGGGCAGCGGGGCCGAGCGAGUGCGGGUAGCUCUGCGGCGGGGCGGCGGCGCGGCGGGGCCGGGCGGAGCCGAGCCGGGGGAGGACACGGCCCUGCUCCGUUUGCUGGGGCUCCGCCGGGGCCUGCGCCGGCUCCGCCGCCUGUGGGCCGGCCCGCGCGUCCAGCGGGGCCGGGGCCGGGGCCGGGGCCGGGGCUGGGGCCCGAACCGGGCCAGCGUGCCGGAGGAGGAGAGCAGUGACGGGGAAUCCGACGAUGAGGAGUUUCAGGGUUUUCAUUCAGAUGAAGAUGUGGCCCCCAGUUCCCUGCGCUCUGCGCUCCGAUCCCAGCGAGGUCGAGCCCCCCGAGGUCGGGGUCGCAAGCAUAAGACGACCCCCCUUCAGCCUCCGAGUCUAACAGAUGUGGCUCCUACCCCCACAAAGACUCCUGCCCGGAAACGGGGCGAGGAGGGCACAGAACGGAUGGUGCAGGCACUGACUGAACUUCUCCGGCGGGCCCAGGCACCCCCAGCCCCCCGGAACCGGGCAUGUGAGCCCUCUACCCCUCGUCGUUCUCGGGGACGGCCUCCAGGACGGCCUGCAGGCCCUUGCAGGAAGAAGCAGCAAGCAGUAGUGGUGGCAGAAGCAGCUGUGACAAUCCCCAAACCUGAGCCCCCACCUCCCGUGGUUCCCGUGAAACACCGAACUGGCAGCUGGAAGUGCAAGGAGGGCCCAGGCCCAGGCCCUGGGACCCCCAAGCGUGGAGGACAGUCUGGGCGAGGAGGCCGAGGAGGCAGGGGCCGAGGCCGAGGUGGGCUGCCCCUUGUGAUCAAGUUUGUUUCAAAGGCCAAAAAAGUGAAGAUGGGACGAUUGUCCUUGGGACUUGAAUCAGGUCAGGGUCAAGAGCAUCAUGAGGAAAGCUGGCAGGAUGCCCCUCCAGGAAGAGUUGGAUCUGAACAGGGAGAGAAUCCCUCCUGGAGGAAGGCACAGAACCUGGACGAAGAGGAGGGUGAGGAGGAGAGAGAAGAAAAGAAAGAUAAGGAGGAAGGGGAAGAGAAGGAAGAGAAAGCUGUAGCUGAGAAAGAGAUAAUGCUCGCUGAGGAGAAAGAAGAGGCAAAGCUGCUCGCUCCACCCCUGACUCCUCCAGUCCCUCCGCCACCUCCACCUCCACCUCCACCUCCCCCCUCAACAUCUCCACCCCCGCUUUGCCCUCCGCCCCCCUCAGUGUCCCCCCCACCCUUACCGUCCCCUCUCCCGACUCCUGCCCUGGAGGAGCCGGAAGAACCCCCUUCUCCCGCGAUCCCAGCCACUUGCUCUAGGAGGAGGGGCCGGCCGCCCCUGACUCCCAGCCAGCGGGCAGAGCGGGAAGCUGCUCGGGCAGGCCCGGAGGGCACCUCUCCUCCUGCUCCAGCCCCCAGCACCACCACAGGCAGCCUUCUGGAAGAUAGCCCCACUGUGGUCCCCAAAAGUACCACCUUCCUGAAGAACAUCCGGCAGUUUAUUAUGCCUGUGGUGAGUGCCCGCUCCUCCCGUGUCAUCAAGACACCCCGGAGAUUUAUGGAUGAAGACCCCCCCAAGCCCCUGAAGGUGGAGAUCUCCCCAACUCAGAAGCUUCCCGUUGCCUUCUCCCCACUUGCCCCCCAGGAACCAGCACCAGCUCCCUCCCCACCUCGUGCCCCAACUCCCCCGUCUACACCUGUCCCACUUCCUGAGAAGAGAAGGUCUAUUCUAAGGGAACCCACUUUUCGCUGGACCUCACUCACCCGGGAACUGCCUCCACCUCCCCCUGCCCCUCCACCCGCUCCACCCCCACCACCUGCCCCUGUCACUCCACCCCGGAGGCCCCUGCUCCUUCGGGCCCCUCAGUUUACCCCAAGUGAAGCCCACUUGAAGAUCUACGAAUCGGUGCUUACUACUCCUCUUGGGGCCCCAGAAGCCCCCGAGCCAGAGCCUCCCCCUGCCGAUGACUCUCCAGCUGAGCCUGAGCCACGGGCGAUGGGCCGCACCAACCACCUCAGCCUGCCUCGAUUUGCCCCUGUGGUCGCCACUCCUGCUAAGGCCGAGGUGCCCCCUCCCGGGGCUCCUGCCCUGAGCAAUGGGCAGCAGGCUCAGCUACAGCAACCCCUCCAAGCCUUGCAGACGCAGCUGCUGCCUCAGGCACUGCCACCACAGCAGCCACAGGUCCAGCUGCAGUUACCACCGCUGCUGCCACAGCCGCCAACACCUCUGGAAAAAGCCCGGAUUGCAAACCAGGGUCCCGUACCACUGUCUGGUGUAGAGGAGAAGAUGUUCAGCCUUCUCAAGAGAGCCAAAGUGCAGCUGUUCAAGAUCGACCAGCAGCAGCAGCAGCAGCGAGUGGCAGCUUCGAUGCCGCCAAGCCCUAGCGGGCAGAUGGAGGAGGGCAUGGGGACUGUCAAACAGAUGCCAGACCGAGGUUCUGUCAGGUGUGAAGAUGACGCGUUGGAAGCUAAGAGAGAGAGACCAUCGGGCCCCGAGUCCCCUGUGCAAGGCCCUCGCAUCAAGCAUGUGUGUCGUCAUGCUGCUGUGGCACUGGGUCAGGCCCGGGCUAUGGUGCCUGAGGAUGUUCCCCGCCUCAGUGCUCUCCCUCUCCGGGAUCGGCAGGACCUCGCCACUGAGGAUACUUCGUCAGCUUCCGAGACCGAGAGUGUCCCCUCACGCUCCCAGCGGGAAAAGGUGGAGUUGGCAGGGCCUGGGGCAGAGUCCGAGCCUGCGGGGUCUGCAGCCACCCUGGCUCAUACGCCUCGGCGCUCAUUGCCUUCCCACCACGGCAAGAAGAUGCGGAUGGCACGGUGUGGCCACUGUCGGGGCUGCCUGCGCGUGCAGGACUGCGGGUCCUGUGUCAACUGCCUGGAUAAGCCCAAGUUUGGGGGUCCCAACACCAAGAAGCAGUGCUGCGUAUACCGGAAGUGCGACAAGAUAGAGGCCCGAAAGAUGGAACGGCUGGCUAAAAAAGGCCGGACCAUGGUGAAGACGCUGCUGCCCUGGGAUUCUGAUGAAUCUCCUGAGGCCUCUCCUGGUCCUCCAGGCCCACGCCGUGGGGCAGGAGCUGGGGGCCCCCGGGAGGACGUGGCAGCCCCCCCAGGAUCCGAGGAGCCGGACUCCCUCCUACUGCAGCGCAAGUCGGCUCGACGCUGUGUCAAACAGCGACCCUCCUAUGAUAUAUUUGAGGACUCGGAUGACUCAGAUCCCGGGGGUCCCCCUGCUCCCCGGCGUCGGACCCCCCGAGACAAUGAGUUUCCAGUGCCUGAACCUGAGGAGCAGAGCCGGCCCCGGAAACCUACCUUGCAGCCCGUGUUACAGCUAAAGGCCCGAAGACGUCUGGACAAGGAUGCUCUGGCCCCGGGCCCCUUUGCUGCUUUUCCUAAUGGUUGGACGGGAAAACAGAAGUCCCCCGAUGGUGUGCACCGGGUCCGUGUGGAUUUUAAGGAGGACUGUGACCUGGAGAACGUGUGGCUGAUGGGUGGCUUGAGUGUCCUUACUUCCGUGCCAGGAGGCCCUCCGAUGGUGUGCUUGCUAUGUGCCAGCAAAGGCCUGCAUGAGCUGGUGUUCUGCCAAGUCUGCUGUGACCCUUUCCACCCUUUCUGCCUGGAGGAAGCAGAGCGACCCCAGCCCCAACAUCACGAUGCCUGGUGCUGCCGCCGCUGCAAGUUCUGCCAUGUCUGUGGGCGCAAAGGCCGAGGAUCCAAGCACCUCCUGGAGUGUGAGCGCUGCCGCCAUGCUUACCACCCCGCCUGCCUAGGGCCCAGCUACCCAACCCGGGCUGCCCGCAAACGACGCCACUGGAUCUGCUCAGCCUGUGUGCGCUGUAGGAGCUGUGGCGCCACUCCAGGCAAGAACUGGGACGUCGAGUGGUCCGGAGAUUACAGCCUUUGCCCCAGGUGCACCCAGCUCUUUGAGAAAGGAAACUACUGCCCAAUCUGCACCCGCUGCUAUGAAGACAACGACUACGAAAGCAAGAUGAUGCAGUGUGCGCAGUGUGACCACUGGGUGCAUGCAAAAUGCGAAGGGCUCUCAGAUGAAGACUAUGAGAUCCUUUCGGGGCUGCCGGACUCGGUGCUGUAUACCUGCGGACCGUGUGCUGGAGCCACACACCCACGCUGGCGAGAGGCCCUGAGUGGGGCCCUGCAGGGUGGCCUGCGCCAGGUGCUCCAGGGCCUGCUGAGUUCCAAGGUGGUGGGCCCGCUGCUGCUGUGCUCUCAGUGUGUGCAGGAUGGAAAGCAGCUGCAUCCAGGGCCCUGUGACCUGCAAGCUGUGAGUCAGCGCUUCGAGGAAGGCCACUACAAAUCCGUGCACAGCUUCAUGGAGGACGUGGUGGGCAUUCUGAUGAGGCACACAGAAGAAGGAGAGACCCCAGAGCGCCGGGCAGGAAGCCAGACGAAGGGGCUCCUACUGAAGCUGCUAGAGUCUGCGUUCGGCUGGUUCGACGCCCACGACCCCAAGUACUGGCGACGGAGUACCCGGCUGCCAAACGGAGUCCUUCCCAAUGCCGUUUUGCCCCCAUCCCUGGACCAUGUCUAUGCUCAGUGGAGACAGCAGGAACCAGAGACCCCAGAAUCGGGGCAGCCCCCAGGGGACCCGUCAGCCACGAAUGCUUUCCAGGGCAAAGAUCCUGCUGCUUUCUCACACCCAGAGGAUCCCCGACAGUGUGCGCUCUGCCUCAAGUACGGAGAUGCGGACUCUAAGGAGGCAGGACGGCUCCUGUAUAUCGGGCAGAACGAGUGGACACAUGUCAACUGUGCCAUUUGGUCAGCUGAGGUGUUCGAGGAAAACGACGGCUCCCUCAAGAAUGUGCACGCUGCUGUGGCUCGAGGGAGGCAGAUGCGCUGUGAACUCUGCCUGAAGCCUGGAGCCACGGUGGGAUGCUGCCUGUCAUCCUGCCUCAGCAACUUCCACUUCAUGUGUGCCCGGGCCAGCUACUGCAUCUUCCAGGACGACAAGAAAGUUUUCUGCCAGAAACACACAGACCUGCUGGAUGGCAAGGAGAUCGUGACCCCUGAUGGGUUUGAUGUUCUCCGCCGAGUCUACGUGGACUUUGAGGGCAUCAACUUCAAGCGCAAGUUUUUGACGGGGCUUGAGCCUGAUGCCAUCAAUGUGCUCAUUGGCUCCAUCCGAAUCGAUUCCUUGGGUACUCUGUCGGACCUCUCGGACUGCGAGGGACGGCUCUUCCCCAUUGGCUACCAGUGCUCCCGCUUAUACUGGAGCACUGUGGAUGCUCGGCGGCGCUGCUGGUAUCGGUGCCGGAUCCUGGAGUAUCGGCCUUGGGGGCCCAGGGAAGAGCCGGUUCACCUGGAGGCGGCAGAGGAGAACCAGACGAUUGUGCACAGCCCCUCCCCUUCCUCAGAGACCCCAGAUCAUGUGGACCCCCUACCAGAUCCAGAUGUCCUUAUCGCUGGAGGAGUUCCUGAGCACCACUCACCCAUUCAGAACCUGGACCCCCCGCUUCGGCCAGAUCCAGGCAGUGUCCCUCCUCUAGCCCCCCGCUCCUUCUCGGGGGCUCGAAUCAAAGUGCCCAACUACUCACCAUCCCGGAGGCCCUUGGGGGGCGUCUCCUUUGGACCCCUGCCCUCCCCUGGAAGUCCAUCUUCUCUGACCCAUCACAUCCCAACAGUGGGAGACCCGGACUUCCCAGCUCCUCCCAGACGCUCUCGUCGUCCUAGCCCCCUCGCUCCCAGGCUACCACCAUCCCGGCGGGCCUCCCCACCACUCAGAACCUCCCCUCAGCUCAGGGUGCCCCCUCCUACCUCAGUUAGAGCCCUCACACCUACCUCAGGGGAGCUGGCUCCCCCUGGCACAGCCCCGUCUCCUCCACCCCCUGAAGACCUGGGCCCAGACUUUGAGGACAUGGAGGUGGUAUCAGGACUGAGUGCUGCUGACCUGGACUUUGCAGCCAGCCUGCUGGGGACUGAGCCCUUCCAGGAAGAGAUUGUGUCUGCAGGGGCAGUGGGGAGCAGCCAUGGGGGCACAGGAGACAGCUCAGAGGAAGAGGCCAGUUCCACUCCCCGCUAUGUCCACUUCCCUGUGACUGUGGUAUCUGGCCCAGCCUUGGCUCCGGGCCCCCUCCCUGGAGCACCCCGCAUUGAACAGCUGGACGGAGUGGAUGAUGGCACAGACAGUGAAGCUGAGGCCGUCCAGCAGCCUCGGGGCCAGGGGACACCUCCUUCAGGGCCAGCAGUAGGCCGGGCCGGGGUCAUUGGGGCCUCGGGUGACAGGGUCCGACCGCCCGAGGACUUGCCAUCAGAAAUAGUGGAUUUUGUGUUGAAGAACCUAGGGGGUCCUGGAGAAGGGGGUGCUGGGCCCAGAGAGGAACCACUCCCCCCAGCACCUCCCAUGGCCAAUGGUAGCCAGGCCCCCCAAGGGCUGUCCCCUAGCCCAGCGGAUCCCACCCGGACAUUUGCCUGGCUCCCAGGAGCCCCAGGGGUCCGCGUAUUGAGCCUGGGCCCUACUCCUGAGCCCCCCAAACCUGCCACAUCUAAAAUCAUCCUUGUGAAUAAGCUGGGGCAAGUGUUUGUGAAAAUGGCUGGGGAGGGUGAACCCGUCUCUCCUCCAGUGAAGCCACCCCCUCUGCCCCCUCCCACCCCUCCCACUGCCCCUACUCCCUGGACUCUGCCCUCAGCACCCCUGCUGGGUGUAUUGCCAGUUGUAGGGGUGGUCCGCCCUGCCCCACCGCCCCCACCCUCUCCACUGACACUGGUAUUGAGCAGUGGGCCCCCCAGCCCUCCCCGUCAGGCCAUCCGUGUCAAGAGGGUGUCUACCUUCUCUGGCCGUUCCCCACCAGCGCCUCCUCCAAACAAGACCCCUCGACUGGAGGAAGAUGGGGAGUCCUUGGAGGAUAGCCCCCCAGAUCCAGGGCUUAGUAGCAGCAGGCCCCUUCAGGACCAUUCCCCUCUGCUGCCACUUCCAGAAGGUGGGCCUCCCAUUGCCUCUGAUGGCCCCCCGGACUUGCUGCUUGAGUCCCAGUGGCACCACUACUCAGGUGAAGCUUCGAGCUCUGAGGAAGAGCCUCAAUCUCCAGAAGACAAAGAAAACCAGGCCCCCAAACGGGCUGGCCCACACCUGCGUUUCGAGAUCAGCAGUGAAGACGGAUUCAGUGUGGAGGCGGAGAGCUUGGAGGGGGCGUGGAGGACUCUGAUUGAGAAAGUGCAGGAGGCCCGAGGGCAUGCCCGCCUCAGACACCUCUCCUUUAGUGGAAUGAGUGGGGCAAGGCUCCUGGGCAUCCACCACGACGCUGUCAUCUUCCUGGCAGAGCAACUGCCUGGGGCUCAGCGUUGCCAGCACUAUAAGUUCCGCUACCACCAGCAGGGAGAGGGCCAGGAGGAACCACCCCUGAAUCCCCAUGGGGCAGCCCGUGCUGAGGUCUAUCUCCGGAAGUGCACCUUCGACAUGUUCAAUUUUCUGGCCUCUCAGCACCGAGUACUACCUGAGGGAGCCACCUGUGAUGAAGAAGAAGAUGAGGUGCAGCUCAGGUCAACCAGACGUGCCACCAGCCUGGAGCUGCCCAUGGCCAUGCGCUUUCGUCACCUCAAGAAGACAUCCAAAGAGGCAGUGGGUGUCUACAGAUCUGCCAUCCAUGGGCGGGGCCUGUUCUGCAAGCGCAACAUCGACGCAGGCGAGAUGGUCAUUGAAUACUCUGGUAUUGUCAUUCGCUCUGUGCUGACUGACAAACGGGAGAAGUUCUAUGACGGGAAGGGAAUUGGGUGCUAUAUGUUCCGCAUGGAUGACUUUGAUGUGGUAGAUGCCACAAUGCAUGGCAAUGCCGCCCGCUUCAUCAACCACUCGUGUGAGCCCAACUGCUUUUCUCGGGUCAUCCACGUGGAGGGCCAGAAGCACAUUGUCAUCUUCGCCCUGCGUCGCAUCCUGCGUGGGGAGGAGCUCACCUAUGACUACAAGUUCCCCAUCGAGGAUGCCAGCAACAAGUUGCCCUGCAACUGUGGCGCCAAGCGCUGUCGUCGCUUCCUGAACUGAAGCCGUGGUUUGCCGCCAGGGCACACCCCAGAAUCCCUGCUGCCAUCUUGCUCCUAGCCCAGGGGCUCCCUUGUUCCUUCCAGAGCAUCUCACCCCAACUCGUGUCCAGGGUGGAUGUGGGCGUACUGGUGGCAGCCUCUCUUUGAUGCUGCCCCCAACCCUCCAGUCCACCCAGCAAUCGCCCUCUACCUACUCUGGGGGCCCAAGAUGUAGAUACUGUACAAAGGUUUCUAAAUCCCUUCUUUUCUAUGCACUUUUUUAUUUAAGAGGGUGGGAUCCCAGGUGGGAAACCCCCCCACAAUAAAGUC